AUGCUAAAGUUUUUAAUAUUUUGUUUGAUUGGAUUAUCAGUGUUUGGAUACACAUUCCCAUAUGAUGGAGAUGUAUUAGUACUUAAUGAUAAUAAUAUAAAUACUGCUAUUAAGCAGUAUGAUUACUUAUUAGUUGAGUUUUAUGCUACAUGGUUUAAAUUGAUAUUUUACCUCUCAUUAUAGGUGUGGCCAUUGCAAACAAUUUGCCCCAGAGUAUUCUCAAUUUGCUACAUAAGUGAAAGAUGCUGGUCAACCUUUCAUUGUUGCCAAACUAAAUGGUGGAGAUCAGGAAAAAUAAGCUAUGAAUAGGUUUAAUAUUUUAAUUUGAAAAAUAGAUACAAAGUAUCAAGUUUCCCAACCAUAAUAUUACUCAUAAAAGGACAUGCAGUACCUUAUAAUGGAGAUAGAAGUGCUAAUGGAUUAAUGAAUUUUGUAACUUAAGCUCUUGAAGAUAAAUUAGUGAGAAUUGAUGAAAUUGAUGAUGUUUAUAAGGUAUUAAUAAAUUCUUACUUUUUAUUUAGUUUUUAAGUGAUAAUAAUUUGAGUCUAUUAUAUUUUGUUAAAGACUUACAAUAACCAGAGUUAUAGAUUUAUUCAUUGGCUGCUAAAAUAUUCCCUAAUUUGAAAUUUGGUUAUACUAUAUCAGCUUAUGCCAGAGUAAGAUAAAUUAAAUAUUAUUAUAGAAAUUAUAUGAUGUAGAUGAAGGAUAAAUAGUUUUAUUUAGAACAUUUGAAGAAAGAAGAAAGGAAUUUACUGAUCAAUUAACUUUAGAAAAAUUAACAAAUUUCUUAUAUGAAAAUUCAACUCCAUCAUUUGAAGAAUUAGACAAUAAAAGUUAUGCUUCUAUAUUUAAUAAAAAUACACCAGCUUUAAUUCUCUUUUGGAAUUAAUAAAGUUAAGAUACAAAAGAUGUUUUAAAAUUGAUUGCUCCAAACAUUAAAAAAAGAAUUACAGUUGUUUCUGUUUAUUCUGAUAAUUAUAUGGUAAAUUAAGUUACAAGUCAUUUAUUUAUUAAUACUCCUACAUUCCCUUCAUUAUAUUAUUAUAAGACAACAAAUGAAGUUUAUAAAUUUGAAGGAUAAAUAACUGUUGAAAAUGUUAUGAGAUUUGUUCAUGAAGCCAAUAAUGGAAAAAUUAAAAGAAAACAAAAAUCUCAACCUAUACCAAAUCAAACAUCAAAUGUUUUAAAAGUUGUAGGUGAUACAUUUGAUGAAUUGGUUUUGAAUUCAAAGAAAAAUAUUUUAGUUUAGUUUUGUUAAACAUCAAAUAGUAAAUGGUAAAUUUAUCAAAUUAUAAGUAUAGUUAUGAACCAGAAUUUGAAGAUUUGGCAGAGGAAUUAAAAAAGAAUGAUAAUUUAGUAUUGGGUCAAAUAGAUUUAUCAUAUAAUGAUUUAGAUAGUGUGAAUAUUGAAAAUUAUCCAGGAUUUAAAUUAUAUAUACCAAAAGUGACAUCAAAUCCAAUUAAUUUUGAUUAAGAAUUUAGUAAAGAAAAUUUAUAUGAAUUUAUCAAAUAAAAUGUUUAAGUUACAUAUAGAGAUAAAGAAUAAAACAAAAACAAAUCUGAUUUGUGAA
Paramecium pentaurelia is the source of this 1570-nucleotide messenger RNA. The record is from the annotation of a GenBank genome assembly. Lineage: Eukaryota; Ciliophora; Oligohymenophorea; Peniculida; Parameciidae.